GCAUGGCAGAUGUAAUGGGCGAGACGGGCGAGCUGGUGAGUAACGGCACGUGGGUCGGGGAGGUCCUGCUGGAGGAGGGCGCGGCGAACGCGAGUGCGGGGGACGCGGCGGGGGCGGCGGGCGGCCCCGAGUGGGCGGGGCUGACGGUGGCCAUGGUGAAGGGCGCGUGCAUGGCCGUCAUCAUAGUGUGCGCCGUGCUGGGCAACCUGCUGGUGGUGGUGAGUGUGGUGCGUCACCACCGCCUCCGCAUCAUCACGAACUAUUUUGUGGUGUCUCUGGCAGUGGCGGACAUCCUGGUCGCCCUGAUGGCCAUGCCCUUCAACGCCAGCGUGGAACUCACGGGCCGCUGGCUGUUCAGUUACCGCAUGUGCGAUCUGUGGAACUCUUUUGACGUGUACGCGUCCACGGUGUCCAUCCUCCACCUGUGCUGCAUCAGUAUUGACCGCUACUACGCCAUCGUGCGUCCUCUCGAGUACCCGAUGGUGAUGACGGAGGCCCGCGUGGCCAUCAUGCUGUGCCACGUGUGGCUGGCGCCGCUAGUCAUCUCCUUCCUGCCCAUCUUCAUGGGCUGGUACACCACGGCGCAGCACCUGGCCGAGCGCGCCGCCGACCCCUCCCUCUGCGUCUUCCAAGUCAACACCACCUACGCGGUCGUGUCCUCCUCCAUCUCCUUCUGGAUGCCGUGCAGCGUCAUGGUCUACAUGUACUACCGCAUCUACCUGGAGGCGGCGCGGCAGGAGCGGAUGCUGCACAGACACACGCGCCUCUCCACCGCGUCCCAGGCCUCGCACGCCGCCAUGGCAGUGUCCACCAACAGCUCCACCGCCACGACCACCACCACGGCCAGCGCGGGCAGCAACGGCGUCGGCUCCGACGCCCACGGCCAGGGGCUGGGUAGCGGGGGGUCGGGGCGCCGCCUCAUGCUGCACCGGCCCUCCAGCGACACGCAGGAGGCCACGCCCACCAAGGAGAGGAACCUGAUCAAGCUGAAGCGCGAGCACAAGGCGGCCCGGACGCUGGGCAUCAUCAUGGGCGCCUUCAUCGUGUGCUGGCUGCCCUUCUUCACGUGGUACGUGAGCGUCACGCUGUGCGGCGAGGCGUGCCCCUGCCCCGAGAUCAUCGUGUCUAUCCUGUUCUGGAUCGGCUACUCCAACUCCAUGCUCAAUCCCGCCAUCUACGCCUACUUCAACCGCGACUUCCGGGAGGCCUUCCGGCGGACGCUGCAGUGCGUGUGCCGGUGCGGGCGGCCCGAGGACCCGUGGCGGGGCCAGCUGGGGCCGCCCUACGACUCCGACCUGUGUCUGCAGCACAACGGCCACUCCACCGUCAUCAAGGCCAAGACGCGGCGGUUCAGCAGCGAGUGCGGCGUGUAGGGGCCCGGUCCUGCUGUGCACAGAAUAGAGUUUAUUUUGGUAGAUGUUUCCAGUGUAGGAUCCUCUAUGUGCCCCGAGCGGUGAUAAUGACAAAGUGUAUUAGAUCUCAUAAAUACAUAUGUAUUGACUUA
Molecule: messenger RNA, 1504 nt
Organism: Penaeus chinensis
Lineage: Eukaryota; Metazoa; Arthropoda; Malacostraca; Decapoda; Penaeidae
Product: octopamine receptor beta-2R-like
Exons: 1
Coding region: 3-1373 (456 amino acids)
Biological process (GO): adenylate cyclase-activating adrenergic receptor signaling pathway
Cellular component (GO): membrane
Molecular function (GO): octopamine receptor activity; adrenergic receptor activity
Source: RefSeq, a predicted model, not a curated record